UCAGGUAACACUGGCUCCUCCAGAACAACCUGCUCUAACUUCAGUCUGACCCACUCUGUCCCUCGGCUCUUGACCAAGAUUCACGAGGGCCAUCUUACUUUCUCAAUAAUGGCCCAAAGAAAGGGAUUCACAAAGACUUCCUUCAUGAGGAUGAAAAUACUCCAGAAUGACUCAAAGAACUCACUAUCCAAUCCACAGAUAUUCAGGUCUGUCCCAGGGUCCACACUCUCUGAGAACUUCAACCUCCAAAUUCAGAACAAAACUACUCCUCAUUUCAUGAGCUUACCAACUUGGAAAAUACCUACCUCUUUUUUUCCUGAGCACAGAAAGGUAAAUGAUCAAGCAAAUCUGAAAGAGGAGAAGAUAGCAAUGCCCCUUCAUCAUUCUCAGCAGGAAGGAAGUGACGUCACUGAACACAGACACCAGCAUCAUGGCAGAGGCUGUGAGAACUCAGGAACAUCAAAGGGCUCUCGAGGACAGCAGUCUCUCCCAGUUCCCAUCAGUGUGUACUCUCUCUCCGUACAGAGCCUGUGUCUGCACCUUCUCCUGACAGCCCUAUGAAUGGAGUCUGCCUCCUCACUCCCCACACACUUGGCUCCUGUUCACCCUUCUGUCCAGGUGACUCUCAGCCAUGAAGACACAUGUCCUCCUCUCUGCCCUUGUCCUGCUGGCCUUUCAGGCCUUGGUAGAUCCUCUGCCAGAAGCAACUGAGGAGGCUAAAAAUGAGGAGCAGCCAGGAGUAGAGGACCAGGAUGUGUCCAUCUCCUGUGGAGGCCCAGAAGGCUCUGUUCUUCAAGCUCAAGCUGCACCCAGCCUGAAAUGCAACUGUAGAAAAAAAUCUUGCAAAUGUUCUGAACAGGUCUCUGCGGUUUGCUACAUAGAUCCAGUUACACUCCACACUCUGCUGCCACUGAGACCAGAAACAAAAUCACCGUAUGCUCUGAGACCUCAUGAUCUGUCAUUACCCUUGUACUUAGCCUCAAGUGUUUUCCUUCUUCAGUAAAUUUCCUUACAGAAAAAGAA
Molecule: messenger RNA, 1023 nt
Organism: Mesocricetus auratus (golden hamster)
Lineage: Eukaryota; Metazoa; Chordata; Mammalia; Rodentia; Cricetidae
Product: alpha-defensin 9-like
Exons: 2
Coding region: 632-1003 (123 amino acids)
Biological process (GO): innate immune response in mucosa; antibacterial humoral response; disruption of plasma membrane integrity in another organism
Cellular component (GO): extracellular matrix
Source: RefSeq, a predicted model, not a curated record